GGCUUUGGCAAUCACGUGAUGUACCUGCUCAUGGCGGCGCUCACUGAGUUUCAGUCUAGUGACUGGUACUCAUAUUCACACCCCAAACAUCUCAUACCCAUCUACACACCUAAGGAAACCCCUUGGUCAAAGAUCAGGAUUACUUGUAUAUCAUGGCCUCAAUCCCUGCUCUGUUUGGAAGGCGUUUGAAGCCUAUUCCGGUUCAGUCCCCGCCGUUCCAGCAGCGCAAAAGGCAUAUCAGAACCAACCAGCCCGACGCAGUACAUAACCAUGC
Molecule: messenger RNA, 274 nt
Organism: Amorphotheca resinae ATCC 22711
Lineage: Eukaryota; Fungi; Ascomycota; Leotiomycetes; Helotiales; Amorphothecaceae
Exons: 1
Coding region: 19-189 (56 amino acids)
Source: RefSeq, a predicted model, not a curated record